CUGCCACUUCUACAGAACCAUCUUCAUAUAUAUCAUACACCUAACACUCACACACACAACUUCUUUAACUGCAUAUCAAAGACUCCUCACAUGGCAGAAAUGCAUAUACAGCAUCAAGAAGACCACAACCAUAUCCCUAAUAAUAACCCUAACCAUAUCCCUAAUAACCCUAACCAUAAUCCUAACCCUACCCAUUACACACACUACCGUUUCCCUGGCAAAGUUCCUCAUCAUCAAGUCCACAACAUGGACAAAGCUACACCUUCACGCUUCAGACCCAAUGCACCCAAACGUGAACACUGCAUUUGCAUCACCGUUUUCCUCCUCUUACUUGGCAUCAUACUCCUGAUCCUGUGGCUCGCCUACCACCCUUCCAAGCCCCGUUUCACGGUGGCCAGCGCCGCUGUCUACGGCCUCAACGCCACAACGCCGCCACUCAUAUCCAUCUCCAUGCAAUUCAACGUCGUAAUAAGAAACCCUAACAGGCGUGUCUCUAUUUACUUCGACAGGCUCUCGGCCUACGUUUCCUACCGAAACCAACCCAUCACGCCACAUGUCAUGCUUCCACCGCUCUUCCUGGAUAAGCACAGCGCCGUGUCGUUGUCGCCGGAGAUCGGAGGCGUGCCGGUGCCAGUGUCGGAGGAGGUCACGAAUGGAUUGGUGAUGGACGAGAGUUAUGGGGUGGUGGGUGUGAAACUCGUGUUGUAUGGAAGGUUGAGGUGGAAAGCUGGUGACAUAAACUCAGCACACUAUGGAUUGUAUGUGAAGUGUGAUGUGUUGAUGGGUCUGAAGAAAGGUAUUAUGGGUCAGGUUCCUCUCCUUGGAUCUCCAGUUUGCGACGUGAACACAUGAAUACUAUGUUCUGUUUCACAUUUCAGACGCCAUUUUUCACAUCUUUGUCGACCCGAUUCUUCUAUUUCUAACAUGUUUGAAAACAUGCUCGAAAGCUACUAUAUGUCUGAUUAAUAAACUACAAUGUGUGCAUGCAUGUAUCUUAGUGAUCCUAUUACUAUACUACAUUUUAAUAUUUUUAUGCCAAAAACUAGAAAUUAGGUAUAUAGAACUUGGAUUUUGUAUUUCGGGACUUUAAUUUUGUGUUUAAGUGAUAUGUACUAUGUAAUAGAAAGUAGAAAUUCGAUUGUUUGAAUUCUUUUUGAUUGUACAAUGUUUGUGUUGUGAUGUAGAAAGAUUUAUGAAAUAGAAUCAUAAAUAUUAUGAAUUUGUGCAUGGCCUGGUUU
Vigna radiata var. radiata (mung bean) is the source of this 1238-nucleotide messenger RNA. Its product is annotated as NDR1/HIN1-like protein 12. The record is from RefSeq and is a predicted model, not a curated record. The transcript has a single exon. Gene Ontology annotation, biological process: defense response to other organism. Bases 91 to 852 code for a protein of 253 amino acids. Lineage: Eukaryota; Viridiplantae; Streptophyta; Magnoliopsida; Fabales; Fabaceae.